AUGGAUUGCAUCCACAGACCUGAUUUUAUCAAACUGCCGAUAGAUAUCCAGCGCGAAUACGCUGAAGUAAGUGUAGUCUUUCAGAGCACUAUGAGUAUAUGGCUGUGGUCUGACGUGGCCCGUCUCAAACAGCACUAUCGGUUUCCAAGCCCAAAUCAAUUAUCUUUGGAGCAAAUCAGUGCUCUCCUCAGUGGGAUUGAUUGGAUUCCAGCAUUGAAGCAUCAUGUCUGGAUACCAAGGCCCGACUUCAAAGGUGUUACUGUCUCCCGCGAUUUGAACGAUCUCGAGACAUGGUGUGCAAAUGCGGUAGUGGCUGAGACCCUGGGCACACAGAAAUCUCGAUCAUUGAUUCCUCUAGCUGUCUUAUACAGCCUCCUGCGAGAGCAAUUCGAGGAGGGACAGGCGUAUAUGCACGGCCGAGUACCACAGGAUGAGGCCAGAAAAGACUCCGUUGCUAAAAAAGGCCGCUAUACCGCUGUGGCUUCCAUGAGUCAAAAGCAAAUUGUCCUGUCUAUGGCUCGAAUUCGGCUAAUUCGCAGUAAAAAAUAUCUAAAUUCUAGACAACCCUUAAUAACCCUGCGAGAAGAUCUAUUGGGACAGAUUGUACGGGAUAUAGCUGUCAAGUCCAAUUCUUCAACAAGCACGAAGGACGAAACGCAGCUGGAUGAGGUUAAAUCUUUAGAAAUCUCGAAACUAUCUCGAGGCCGAGUGGCAGAGCUGCGCCUGGCCGCUAAAAUUUCUGCCCAGUCUCUGCAUGACAUCAAAGCUCAAGAAUCGCGCUCCCUUUCAGCCCAAAGUGGCCCAGCCAGAGAACCACAGCAGACAACCAAUGAUUCUGUCAGUAGUAAACCCGCCUCAUUCAAGUUGUUAGAAGAUUCAGGGACGGCAGAUCCUGGAGCGAAGACCCCGGGCAAGGCUGCACUUCGCAGAAGUGACAGCAUCAAGAGAGACAAGAGGAGCCCUAAAAGCAGCCGUCGUCGUAAGAGUGGACGACGAAAACGCCUCGAACUCCAGGAAUAUGCAAAGGAAUUGGAGACGAGCUUGAAGGUCAUACACGAAGCCGAUGAGGACGGUUAUGAAUCAGACGAUUUCCAAUCCACAGACCCCAUGCCACAGGGUGGCAUUGAAGAUGAAUAUGAAUUUAUUCCUUCCGACGAAGAUCAAGACUUUGACGUCGAUGUUUCCCCGGAGGUUGAAGAACAGACCAGCGAGAUUGGUGUCCCUGUGGCACAGGAAAAGCAUGGGUCUGUGUCUGGCAUUAUUGCCGGAUUCAAAUCAAUUUGUGCAGACGCGUCGAAUGCGGUCGCGGGUGGUACACAGACUAUAGUUUCAGGAGUCCAUAAUUUAUUAGCCAUUGGACGCCCAAAGCGCAAGCGCAAUCUUGCAGACGAGGGCAUUCAGGACGAUGAGGUAGUCAACGACCAGACGCCAACAACUCCUACACGUAAAAGGGCGCGGAUAGAGCUGGAUUUGGAGCAUGAACACAUUCGCAGGUCGUACACGCAGGAUACACUGCCAGCAAAAACGACGCCAUCUCCGUCUGCACGAUCCGAGAGAAGAUCACUCGCUUCCAACCCGAAGAGGAGUUAUGCAACAAGGCGUCGUCGCGCGCCGGCGACAAGAGUGACCAUCAGUGAAUUCGGUCAGAUCCAGAGGUUUCCGAUGAUGGACGACCGAAUGGACACCGAUCCUCCCGCGAGGGCUUAUACUAGGGAAGACGAAACUCAAAACAUUUCGACUGUGGAGGAAGCUGGUCCUCCAACCUCGUCGACCCGUCAACUUCCGCGUACAAGGGCAAUGGCCCUUUCUUCCUCCAGCCAGUCUGCUCGCCCAACUGGCGUCAAGUUCCCUCUGGGCCGAAACUGA
Messenger RNA from Psilocybe cubensis, 1866 nucleotides. RefSeq lists its product as uncharacterized. NCBI's taxonomy places the organism in Eukaryota, Fungi, Basidiomycota, Agaricomycetes, Agaricales, Agrocybaceae. The record is from RefSeq and is a predicted model, not a curated record. The transcript has a single exon. The coding region runs from base 1 to 1866 and encodes 621 amino acids.